AUCAUUGGAUCGACAUUGGAUCGACAGCGUCGUGGCUAUCUGACACCCACAGAUAUGCUCCGCAUACCGCAGCUUGCUCAGCAUCCAUUGAAACGCCAAAUCGUGGACACCUCCCCGUCCAGAGCUGCGCUCUCCUUUGACCAAUUUGUGUGCGCCUGCGCUACUGGAGCGGCUGGAGCCGCAGUUCAUAUUCACCAGUUCACCAAGACCAUGGAGUACCACCAUGGAGUCCACCCGAUAACGAAAGCGCCCAUAAGAUGCGCCUACUGCAUUCGGGCUCAAUCACUCAAUCACUCGGCACUGGGACAGAUCAAAUAUAAGGAGUUCGAGUGCCGUCUCAGUGCUGCCGAUCUAGAGGGUCGCCUCUCCAUCAGAAAGUGGCUCGGUAAGGACGUGCCGUCAGGGAUUGGGAUUGGGAUUGGGACUGGGAAUAGAUUGUAAAAGACUCGAUACGAUAGGUCGAUAGGAUUGUAGAAAAAGACUCGAUAUGUUGUGCUGCCAGACUGAUCAAGGCAUCAUCGGGAGUUCUUAGGAAUUGUUUUGGUAUUUUCAAUAACAACUUUGUGGCAACUUAUCUUUGUGGCAUGUGGCAAUACAGAGAAAUACAGAGGCUGGAGUUUGAAAAGCUGCAACAAUCGAUCGGAUCGCAAAAUGGAAGCAACAAUGAAAAGGUACCAAGCUACCUACAUGUACAUGUUCGUGACGCUAGUACGCUAGUACGCUAGUAC
Messenger RNA from Drosophila guanche, 728 nucleotides. RefSeq lists its product as uncharacterized. The record is from RefSeq and is a predicted model, not a curated record. Lineage: Eukaryota; Metazoa; Arthropoda; Insecta; Diptera; Drosophilidae.